ACUGAAAAUAAUACGGAGUAACCAGUUAACCACGAGCACAGAUAGAGUGGGGAAGGCGACGAGGAUCGGAAUUUAAGGUGCGGAGAAAGAGGACUCAGUCGAGACGAAACCGGUGACGCGAAGGAAGUAGGGGAGUUAGGGUUCCCGGGGAAUCAUCGUUGGGUUUCCGGCGAGAGGUACACGACUGCCCUCUCUUCCGGUCUUCGCCAACGACCGCCUUACAUAAACUUGGAGACCCAAUUUCCCGCUGAUUGCCAAUAAUUGUUCAUUCCAAAGGAAUUUUUGCAAAUCUGGAUUAGAUUGGGAAAUAUAUUAGAUGCGUUAAUGGAAACGAAUAGUUUGGAGGAACAAUGGGAAGAAAGAAAUUGAAUCUCCAUAACUUCUUCUGAUUGUAGUUGCACAUGGCCAAUCCCGAUUCUCAACGCCGUUGUGUUUUUGUUGGAAAUAUACCUUAUGAUGCUACUGAAGAACAGCUAGUUCAAAUCUGUGAGGAGGUUGGCCCUGUUGUUUCAUUCAGAUUAGUAACUGACAGAGAAACUGGAAAGCCCAAGGGUUAUGGAUUUUGUGAAUACAAGGAUGAGGAAACUGCCCUGAGUGCUCGACGUAAUCUGCAGGGAUAUGAGAUAAAUGGUCGCCAGUUAAGAGUUGAUUUUGCUGAGAAUGAUAAAAAUGCUGACAAAAACCGUGAACAAAUUUGUUCAGGUACUUGAACCCUCUAGCUUUCUGGAAAAACUGUUUCAUUUUGGACUCACAAUUUACUAUUUUUCCAAAUCAGAAUGUAGACAGAAAACAUUGGCACUAUUUACUUCUCUCCAAGUUUUACAUUUUACUAAUCUUUAUUUUUGUAAUUUAUCACUCAAAUCCAAUGGGGGUGUUAUCAGAAUUAAGCAUAUAAUAGUAAUGAGAAUGGAAGAAUUUUCUGUGUAUUUCAUUGGAGGGUUAAGUCCCUAUAUAUAUACAUUACAAAGAUAGAAUAUUCCUAUAAGAUGCUAUACAAUAAUAAUAUCCUAGAGUAUAUUCCUAAAAUAUUCUAAAGCAUAUUCUAAAGAUAGAAGAAUAUUCUAAAGCAUAUUAUACAGCAUAUUCCAAUGUCUUUCACACUCCCCCUCAAGUUGGAGCAUAGAUAUUUAUCAUGCCCAACUUGUUACAUAAAUAACUAACACGAAUUCCAUUUAGUGCUUUAGUGAACAAGUCUCCAAGUUGCUCUCCCGUCUUCACAUAUCCUGUAGAGAUCAAUCCUUGUUGUAUCUUUUCUCGAACAAAGUGACAAUCGACCUCAAUAUGUUUUGUUCUCUCAUGAAACACUGGGUUGUUAGCAAUGUGUAUAGCAGCCUGGUUAUCACACCAGAGUUUAGCAGGCAUUGGUGUCUUCAGUCCAAUUUCACUCAAUAGAUGAUUUAUCCAGAUUAUCUCACAUGCCGAUUGUGCCAUAGCCCGAUAUUCUGAUUCAGCACUCGAACGAGAAACCACAUUCUGCUUCUUACUUUUCCAAGAGACGAGAUUACCACCAACAAAGACGCAAAAGCCAGAUGUGGAUCUUCUAUCAUCUUUAGAUCCAGCCCAAUCAGCAUCUGCAAAGCAUUCUAUUCUCAUGUGAUUAUGAUUUUGAUAAACAAUACCUCGUCCUGGUGUCCCCUUCAAGUAACAUAAUAUAUGCUCUACAGCAUUCCAAUGAUCAACUGUCGGGGAUGACAUAUAUUGACUUACUACACUCACUGAGUACGCAAUAUCUGGACGGGUAACUGCGAGAUAGUUAAGCUUUCCAACCAACCUUCUAUGAUUUCAUUACUAUUCUAGUCAUUAAUCAUAUUUUUUUUUGUAAACAAUCUUAUUUUUAGUCAAACAUAUGUAAUUAUUUCUUUAUUCUAACACCCUAAUUAUUGUCUGUUGGAACUUAGAAAUUUAAUUAAUAGACUCUAACUCAAAUACUAGGCUCCAAAAUCAAAAUUUACGUGUUUAAUGAUAGAAUUAACUGAUAAGUCUGAUAAGCCGAAAACAUUAUCAAAAAAGGUAGAUUCUAUGGUAUCCCAAAUGUACCAUAC
Cuscuta epithymum is the source of this 2042-nucleotide messenger RNA. NCBI's taxonomy places the organism in Eukaryota, Viridiplantae, Streptophyta, Magnoliopsida, Solanales, Convolvulaceae. The record is from the annotation of a GenBank genome assembly.